GUUCCGUCCGUUCUUACAGGUCAAUCUCAACAACCAAGUCAAUAUGUCUUUUCGAGGAGGAGGUCGCGGUGGCUUUGCCACUGGUGCCAAUCGCGGAGGUUCCUUCGGUGGCCGUGGUGGCCGCGGAGGCUUCCAGCAGCCAAUGGGACCACCAGCACAAGUUUUGGAGAUGGGAUCUUUUAUGCAUGCUUGUGAGGGCGAGAUGGUGUGCGAAUCGAUCAACCCGAAGAUUCCUUAUUUCAAUGCUCCUAUCUACCUAGAGAACAAAACACCUAUUGGAAAAGUCGACGAGGUUCUUGGUCCCAUCAACCAGGUCUACUUCACCAUCAAGCCCCAGGAAGGAAUUGUCGCAACUUCUUUCAAGCCUGGUGACAAGGUCUACAUCGGUGGGGAUAAGCUCCUGCCUUUGGAGAAGUUCCUUCCUAAGCCUAAGCCACCACCGGGUGCUGCUAAGCCUAAGAGAGCCGGAGGCGCUGCCAGGGGUGGUGCUCGCGGUGGUAGAGGAGGCCCUCGCGGUGGAGCGAGAGGUGGACGCGGCGGAUUUGGCGCUCCUAGAGGAGGAGGUGGCUUCCGUGGUGGAGCUAGAGGAGGCGGAGGCUUCCGUGGUGGAAGCGGUGGCUUCUCCAGGGGAGGCGGCAGAGGAGGACCUCGUGGAGGUUUCCGACGUUAGACAGUCUCCGUCUUGCUUAGCACUGUCUUAUUACGGCGUUAUGGGAAAACGGGAGCUUUUGCAGGAACUUUUUGUGUCAAUUUUUCUGUGCAUCCUAGGUGGCUUGCCUAUUCGCAAAGGCUGUAGUCUAAUUCAGCCAUUAAAUGAAUGUUAUUAUACGAUUGAA
Messenger RNA from Aspergillus caelatus, 836 nucleotides. Its product is annotated as H/ACA ribonucleoprotein complex subunit GAR1/NAF1. Gene Ontology annotation, cellular component: box H/ACA snoRNP complex. Gene Ontology annotation, molecular function: box H/ACA snoRNA binding. The transcript is spliced from 6 exons. The coding region runs from base 44 to 670 and encodes 208 amino acids. Gene Ontology annotation, biological process: snoRNA guided rRNA pseudouridine synthesis; ribosome biogenesis. NCBI's taxonomy places the organism in Eukaryota, Fungi, Ascomycota, Eurotiomycetes, Eurotiales, Aspergillaceae. The record is from RefSeq and is a predicted model, not a curated record.